AUGGAUACACCGGGCAGCGACAUGUCUUUUAGGAGUACAGGUAUAUCCACAACAGAUGCAUCUACUACGACAACACCCAAGCAUAAUAUUUCAAGUGUCAGCCCAAACGAAUUGUCCUCCAAUAACCAUACUACUUCGAUUAUUGAGAACGACUCGGCUUCAGACAUUUCAAUGUCUGCAGAUUCUGACGAAGAAGAUGAAAAUGAAGAUACUUUGGAUAGCCUGGCCAUCCAAUUAAAUUCGAAUCCACAGGUUCCGGAACAAGCCAAUGGUGUCAUCUUGCAAUCCUCCCAGCCGGAAACUUCCAGGAAGCGGAAAUAUUCAGAAUCCGGAGAAGAUGAUCCAAAUGGCCCCAUUGAUAAUACAAAAGUCCUUGAGGAAAUACGCAAACGUCUCAGACCCGAUGAGACACAGGACCAUUGGAGAAGCGAAGGCCAUUUACGUUUGAACCGGUCUGUUCUGCCAGCUGAACUUUGGCAUCACAUUUUUACUUUCAGUCCUCCUAGAACUUUGGGUAACUUGUUGCAAGUAAACAAGUCUUUCAAUACUUAUCUCGAUCCUUCAUCAGAUAGCUCCAUUGUCCCCUUUUCAAAAUCUUCUACCGAGGUAUUAAAGCCAGAUGCUAUUUGGCAAGCAUCUAGACGUCUUUUUAAACCACUCAUGCCUGCUCCUUUAGUUGGACAGACUGAACUCGAUAUGUGGAAAAUGGCUUGUUCUACUUCUUGUCAGUUCUGUAACAAGAAGAACCCAUUUAUCAUUUCUGUCCAAUCAGACCAAUGGCAUCUUGGUCCAGGGGAAAAUGGAGUCAUUCCUAUCUGGUCAUUCGCUGUGAAAUCAUGUGGACAUUGUCUUCUACAACAUGCUGUUAAGGAGAUCGAUUUGCUGUUGUCCUCCUCAGUGCCAUCACUCUUGAUGCCAGUGCUCCCAUUUAUAUUUCUCUCCAAUGAGCUACAUGUUAUUCCUGCGACAGCAUUGCAGCAUGGACAGCCCCCUUCGACUACUCAAAUUACAAAAUAUUAUUUCAAGAAGCAUGUCGAGGCAAUUAAGGAUGAAUUUGAAUCUGUCAAAGCUAUGGGCUCAGCGACUAUAGAAGAAUGGCUCAAAGGUUUGGAAGAUCGUGGUAAAGAGCGACGUAAUGACGCAGCUCGAUGGGAGAGAUGGGAGGCCAGUGGUGGGGUUAUUCGGAUGAGAGCAUUUGAACAACAUGAAUGCUCAAAACAGCUACCUGCAGCAGUUGCUCCAAACACCAAUCUUGCUCCCGCACAAAGUCAACCGAUAUCAACAAACGGCUUUUCAACGUUGCCAAACCAUACACAUGUCACGCACCCAUUACCUCAGGUACCCAAAUCGUUACCUGCAAUACACACUUCUUUCCCAGCGAGUAAUCCCCCACCACGAUACGAUUCGCCUUCACUGAGUGUGUAUUCUGCAUACACACCUCGAUCAAAUCUACAGCCGAGACAUGAAAGAACCAAGGAGGAAGUUGCCGAUCUCAAAGCGGCACGGAGAGCUGAGAUUGAACGAAGAUGUUUAUCAUUAAAUCCUCCACUGACAGCAAAUGUUCUAGCACAUAUGAGCUCAUUCCAGGCAGCUAUACAGAUAAUCCAACCACUAAAUGAUGGCGCCUGGGAAGUUUUGAAGCCAAGACUAUUAUCACAGAGAGAGGAAGCCGAGCAGCGAGAAAAUGACCGAAUCAGCCAGUCCCGAGUGGUUCAGGAGCGUUCGGAAGAGCGUCGUUUCCAGGAUGUACAACCCAAAUCGGAAUACAAGGAUGCCAUCGACAGAGAAUGGGAUGAUAUCCAAGCCCCACUCCGGGCUCGAAUUGGUGGAUAUGCCGAUGAAACGAUCCGUGAUGGCUGGAAUGGUGGUGACAAAGUGACCAAAGAAUCUAGUCCUAAGUUUGCCGCAGACGUCCUAAUUUAUGUCCGGAAGAGAUUUUAUGCCGAAAUCGCCAAAGAUGAUGCCGCAGUAAGAGCAACAGGUGGGGAGCCACCAUUAGAUCCUCCAAUGGGGCCAUACACUCGCAAGCUAACUUUGGAAAACAUGAAAUGGGUGUUUGAUACCAAGAUCAAAACCCACACUGAGCAGUAUAGUAAGGAGCUUUUUCUUUGCAAUGCUUGCGAGAACAAUUUUAAGUACUAUGGGUUCGAGGGGGUCAUUCAGCACUUUGCUGCCAAGCAUACCAGUUCGCUCAGCGUUGGUAGCGUAGUUGUCCAUUGGAAAUCAGAAUGGCCAGAGUAUCCACCGUUUUGUCCGGAUCCUAAUACCGCGGUAAAAAAUGCCUACUACUCUGCUCUGCCAAGUGCCAGUACUCCUUACCCAAGUUCCUCUAUUCUUCCAAACUAUGGAUAUGGUGGGUACCAGCAGCCUGUCUCGGCUGCACCAAAUUCCAAUAUUUACCAGGAUCCGUAUUAUGGCCAUUCUCAAUAUGGAGACCAGUAUGCAGCCCCUCAACCUGGCCCGUAUGCGCCGCAACAGAUGUUUCAGGAUCCUAAUCAGGGCUAUGCCCAAUAUUCUGCACCACCACCGUCUGCCAUGACUCCGGGUUACAGCGAUCCUAAUCAGAACUAUCCACAGUCUGGUUAUGGAGGAUCCCACCCUACUUUAACCCAGCCCGGUUAUACGUCUCUGCCCCAAAAUCAGAUGUAUCCUACUUCAAUAGCGGACAGCAACGUUCAGCAGUCAUCGUAUGCUCCCCAAAACGUACAAUAUCUUACCUCGUACAACCAGCUCCCAGUCCAUCCCAAUGGCAACCAUUCGCAAGUAUCAGCCUCCGUAACGCAACAAGCACAACCUCAGGCUUCUCCACCGCCACAACAGACCGAGGAGUACAAAUCCCAGCUUCGGGAUCUCGGUCGAGAUGCUAAGGCGAUCUGGAACUUGAUGAGUGGUGUGAAAGAAGUUCCUGGUAGUGUAAAGGUAUACACUAUUAUCUAUCACAUCUUGAAAAAUUUUCGCUCCAAGUUUCAACAAGAUCCACCACUCUCGAUGAUCGUUGAUGGACUUUCCAACAAUAAAGACAUGCGACCUGUUCGGAACAUUAAUGGACUGUUGUGCCGAGCUUGUGUACUAGGCAUGGCCGGUUCUGUCACCUCUUCAAAGCCCGAUAAGAAACAUUUUUCGUUUCCUCAACUUGCCAUCCACUUUCGCACAAUUCAUGAGGAAGGAGUGCCUUCCAACCUUAUCGGUCAUUUUCCAGAUUGGACGAAGGAUAUGGUCGAACUCCCUGAUCAGACGAAAAUAUCUUCAGUUUCUAGUGCUCCAGGAAUGGACGUCCAAAAGCUUGGGAUCUUUUCAGAGGCGCUCCCAGAAAUCGUUGCGAUUCCACCACCGAGAAAGAAUACCACGAUUCAGCGAACUGCACCGUGGCAACCAAAAGUUGAAAUUUUGGACCAAGAAACACUGCCUUGGCAGCAGACAUCAUAUGCUAACCAGGACAUUACUGAAGACCUCGCGCCUUCGCAAGACAAUCAUGGAAAAUACUAUGCCAGUGUUGCAGACACUCGAACUCCGGAUACAGAACCGGUUUCUGCCACUUACAGUAGUAACCCAUAUGAUCCACGCCAUCCUCGAGAUGCACGAGAACAGCAAGCACCGCGUAAACUCACUUCAUUGGCUGCAACCUCUCGCCAUGACCAAGAUCACCAGAUGUUUCACGAUAAUAACGUUGAUCGUCGCCGUCCCAUGAAUCCAGCAUCACCUCCUGUAUCCUAUGCUAGGCCCGAGAAAGAGACUGUUUUCCGUGACGAAGCUCCAGUUUAUCCAGAUAGGAAUAUUCGAUAUCGAGAGGCGAACAAUGCAGAACAUAUACCUCGCUACGAACGAACCAUUAGAACGUACGAUGAUCUAACUACUCCUGUUCGAAGGUAUGCGACUGCCAACUCCCAAUCACAUAAAUCAAAUCGACAGCAGGGGGAACCAUUGUCUACCUUCUCAGCUGCUUCGAAAGAUCCGCUGGAAACCCAAUACCAACCAUUAGACGAUGUAACAUCUCAACAAAACCGCAUCUUCGAAGUCGUGGCUCAGAUAUCCCAGCAUUCACAGCAAGCGCGCGGAAAGCAGACGGCCACACGUGAAGGGGCUGCUGAGAUUAAGUCCGAAGAUGGCGAGUUGCAAAGAGGAAUCAUUGAGCAGACUAAGAUUCGUAAGCGGCCUUCAGAUGAAGCGACCGAUGAUGCAGAAAGAUUUCUCAAUAAUUUUCAAUCAGAGAAGCGUUCUGAAGUGGUUAGUCAAAGAGUUGGCCAACUAGCGCGACGUCGAGAUGAUGUUAUCGAGCCGGGACGGGAAACAGAGCGUGCUGAAAGCAUGCGGCAGGGGCGUCCUUUGUCAUCAGAAUCGCGGCAACGUUCUCGAGAAGUUUACAAUGAUGACUUAGCCGCGCCUGGUCGACCUACUUAUGUGACUGAGAAGCAAGGAGCUUACAAUGGGUAUUAUAUACAAGAGUGCCCUUCUCAAGCUAGACAAAUUCGAGCUUACGCUACGGAGGAUCGCUAUGUCGAUCUAAACUCUGGGCAAGCUUUUGCCCGAGAGCGAUCUCCUGAAUCUAUUGAUCGAAGAUACACAGGCAAUGUGAUCUACCAUGAUGAGAGACAAGGAAGUCAUGGUGCUCACCGUACUCCGAGUAGAUAUUCUCGAUACGAAAGUGUCAGAUUAGACAAUGACCGAGCACGUUCGAGGUCGCCAGUAUACGUUAAGAUGGGCGCACAAACUGGACAGUAUGCCCAACGCAGUCCAGACGUUCAUCCCUCUCACCAAGAACCCAGAUAUCGCCCCCGGACACCAAAAGAGGAGAUCAUCUAUGAGAGGGCCCCUCGCCAAGAGUAUUACCGUGUCUAUGCCGAUGAGCCUCGGCCUCGACAGGCUUAUGAUUACGUCCAGUACGAUGCUCAGGGUCCUUACGUCAUACAUAGACCUGUCCGCCGAGAACCUGAAGCAGUUUAUGCGUCAUAUGAGGAUGAGUCAAGACAGCCUCUUUACGAAACACGCGCAGCCGUUGCUCGAACAGAUCCUGCCUAUUACGAAGAGUACGAUCCUCGACACCCAGAACCACCACCUGCCACUGUAGCUCGCGAAGUUCGAUACCAGUAA
This is a messenger RNA of Sclerotinia borealis F-4128, 5088 nucleotides long. The record is from the annotation of a GenBank genome assembly. Lineage: Eukaryota; Fungi; Ascomycota; Leotiomycetes; Helotiales; Sclerotiniaceae.